UUCAGUUUCAACACAUUAGUUCUGGUUCGUUCGAAAAAGUAGACAGUCAAAAUUUUAGUAAAGACAAAAAAACACCCAAAGAAUCUCAAAAACUGCAGAUCCCCUGAUCCUGCAACAUGCAACUUGGACAAUGGAAGGCGAGGGACCCCAAGAAGGAGGAUAAACCAGGGGAGAAACCGGGGAGUUCAAAAGAGAAACCAACGAAGCAUCUGCCCAAAGGUGACGAAAAAAAGAUGGAGCAGGAUCCAGGGACAGCGCGCAAUGAAAAGGCGGUCUACGAUGCCAAGGUAAAUCUCCUAUGCGGUGGUUUCUUUGCGAUGUUGGACUGCAGCCCCCAACCGGAGGAGGCAUUCCACCCCAACUCGCACGAGUGCUACAUCGCGAGGGAGUGGCUCAGAAAACUGACAUUUAUGAACUGCAACACAGUGUUCAAGGCGCGCAUACGCAAAGCGUACAUGAGUGCAUUGCUUGAGUGCUUCAAUCAGGGGCGCCUCUUCGGGAUCUUGAAGCAGAUGCCCCCGGAAGAACUCAAUUGGAUGGACUUUCCGGACACCACGUAUCAUGCGUCGAGGCAGAAGUUUGAUACGUGUAGGGGCAUGCCACAGAACUGUUCUUUAGAGGACACAAUGGGUUUGGGUAGUCCUCAGUCUUCAAGCGAACAGUCACGGGAAGCGGUGGAUAGACAACAGCGUUUCAUGGAUGAAUCAGAAGAAUUUAUGAUAGAACAUCAGGUAUUUAGGACCGAAGAACCUCAGAGUUUCCAGCAACAGCCACGGAGAUACCAGGAACAGUCACGGACGGAAACCUUCUACGAUCCUACCACCUUUCCACCACCGCCCCAUGUGGGUCAACAGUCGGGCUCCUACUACAAGCCCUCGCACGUGAAAUUCGACACCUUCGGGGCGCCCCCUCGCUUCAUUGCGGAAAGGAAAGAUGGAAAAGAAUUCUCCCCAUCAGGUGCAGAAGGAGGAGGUGUGCCAGUUGAGGAUUUUGAUACUGCCAUUAUAGAGGCCCCUCCUGAUCCUCAUUCUGCUAUGCCCACACGUUCGAUUCUUAAGCAUAGCUGCAUCAACAAUCGGAAGACGCCAGUAUCCUUCAACGACAAACCAUGCUUUGAUGAUGACAGAAGGCCUAAAACUUCAAUACAAUCCUAUAGAGCGCAGUUCCCAAGCCGGAAAGAGUGCGGGUUCAAGGGAUCGAAUCAAAAGAAGCAGAAAAAUGGCACCCAGACGAAUCAGAGCAGGCCAGAGGCCUCCGGGGAGGAGUAUGAUAGAGUGAAAAUAAUUCGAACUGUGACAACAAACCGCCGUUGCAACAGGACCUUCCUUAUGGAGUGCAUUCGUCGCGAGCUGCGCGGUGAAACAUCCGAGGGAGCAAACGACUAUCUGGAGGGUGAAAUAGAGCGCUACAAGACAUUUUCCCAAAAAUACAGCUGCAACGAUCCCGAAUACAAGGAGAAAAUGCUCGGAGGGGAUCCUAAUGCGCAGAGGACAUACCUGUUGCUCAAUAUGCAACAGGAUUUGACCAAAUUUUUGACCCUUUGAGAGGGAAAGAAAGAGAACAACUUA
Molecule: messenger RNA, 1568 nt
Organism: Drosophila miranda
Lineage: Eukaryota; Metazoa; Arthropoda; Insecta; Diptera; Drosophilidae
Exons: 2
Coding region: 117-1544 (475 amino acids)
Source: RefSeq, a predicted model, not a curated record